Rotaria sp. Silwood1 is the source of this 2455-nucleotide messenger RNA. NCBI's taxonomy places the organism in Eukaryota, Metazoa, Rotifera, Eurotatoria, Philodinida, Philodinidae. The record is from the annotation of a GenBank genome assembly.
AUGGCUCGUGAAUAUUUAAUGACCAAUUAUCUAGAUGAUACAAAAUCUACUCGUCGUUAUGAAAUUCAUGAGAAGAUAUUUUCGUUGCAUGAUAAUUACAAAGUCAAAGAUGAAUCUGAUCAAGAUGUUUUCACCGCUCGAUCAAAAUUAUUAACCAUUGGUGACAAUAUUGUUUUGGAAGAUAUAACUGGAAAGUAAGUUUAUGCAUUAGUUCUAUGUUAUCUUCUAAACUAUUCCUUUCUAUGAAAACCUAUUUCAUGUAGUUCGUUCCAAUAGUUGCAGAGACAUUGUCUAUUAAUGGAAGGUAACGAUGGAUUUUUUCUCGCAAAUAGAAAAACUAUUUGAUUCCUUUGAAUAUCACCAAGUAAUCAAGGUUAUCUUUGAGAAGCCUGUAGAUAUAAAAAUUUAAUAUCUCAUCAGUAGUCUUAUUAUCUCUUUUGCCUUAGGUUGUGUCUAAAAGUCCAGAAUGUCUACUUUUAGAGCUCUGGUAAGGAUUGAGAAAGAAUUACUUCAUGUAAAUCCAACAUACAAAAUAUUGUCAACACGUAAUGGUGAUGUGGAUCGCCAAUUGGCAUUAGUUAAGAAGAAAUUUUCAUUGCAUGAAAUAUUUUCCGUCGAUUCAAUCUAUGGUGAAUAUAAAUUAGAAGCACUGGAUUUGUUCGGUUGCUUAUUCACAUUGAUAAAAGAAGGGCAUGUAGUGGCAACUGUAAGCCGAAAAUAUGAUACUAUGGCUGACACCUAUGAAGCAGAAAUUGAUUGUAAUGAAGAUCAUCCAUUCAUCAUAGCACUAAUAAUUAUUAUUAGUCAAUCUCUCUGUUAUUAUUAAGAUAUAAAAUCGAUUUAAAUGGCAAUGAACUUAGUACAAAAUUGUAAACAAAAUAAUAAAAUGUGUCUAUCUCUUAUCUUAUAAUUUAUUGUAGAAUGUUGUUAUUUCUGUCUGACGAUGACUUGAUUAGAGUGUGUCGAAAGUGUGUAUGUUUCUCUUUAUAAAUUAACAUUAUCUAUAUCAAAUAUAUUAAUACGUGUUGAUUAAAAUAUAUAAUUUUGUAAAGAAUGAAAAGUUAUGAUCAUUUUAUUUAUGAUGGUUAAACAUUUCAUAACUUACAUUUUCUUCAAUGAUAAACACAAAUUCUUUAAUGUUGGAAUUAUUAAAGGAUAUUGAAUUUUAAAAGAAAAAUUCUUAUCCUCUUUUCGACACUAAACUUUGAAGAUAUCAGAAAGAUCUGUAAUACUUUUUUUUUUUGCAAAUAAAGAAUACGUUUGACUUUCAAUAAUUCUAGCUAAUCGACUGUUUAUUUAUGUUUCAAAAUGUAGUAUCGCAUAGUGCUACUGGAAAUAACCAUUUCAAGCUUCAUGAUAAACAGACGGACUAGUCUGUCAGUUCAAGUUAUUCAUAGUUAACGCAUGCUCUCUAAUGUUAGUUAUGUUGAAAUUAUUAUUAGUUCUUCUAAAUUUUGUAUUGGAAGCAGCGCAUUGGCAUUUUUUCGAUAGCCAUAACCCUGUAUAGCUCAUUUCACUCUACUGACUCAUAUAAAAAUAUCUAAAAAACGAUAUUUCGUGGUACAUGUUGCAACCAUAUUUUGUUUUUGUAAAAAACAAAAGCGUAAAAUAUGAAAUAUUUAGUCAUCAUGAAUAAAAUGAUCAUAACUUUUCAAAACUAUGGACACAAUUUCAACCAAUUUUUCCAGAUGAUAGCUCUUCUCAUUCUUUACAAAACUGUAUAUUUCAAUCGACUACUUAUGAUAAAGGUAUGAAUAUUGGUAAAGAGAAACUUAUUCUAUAUUCACAAUUCAAUAAAAAUAGAUUUAGAAAAUUGUUAAAAUAAAAAUGAUAUUUAUUGUCUAUAAUUUAGUUUAAAGAUCUAUUUAUUUUGUUGGUAUCUUUGGUCUACCUUUCAUAUAAUUUUACUCGAUCUGAUGCAUCUGCCACAUAUUGUUUAUCAUGGUAUAUCGAAGUGUGAGAUGUGAUUGUGAAAAUGUGCAGUUUUUUUUUUGCUCACUCAUAUCUGGACUCCUAUGUUGUUGGAACUGACGCUGAAAGAUGUUUCUGAUAUUGAAUAUCAAUAAACAUUACUAAUCUUUAGUAUAUAAUAUAUUCAAGUUGAUUUAAUAAUGAAGAAGUUCAGUUCUACCCAUAGCAAUUGACGUGAAAUCUGAAUUGUUAGUAUUUCGAUAGAGUUUAAUCGUCAUUCGACAGAAAAUUAUUGUAGUUUUAAUCGUAUAUAAGUCAUUUAUGUUUAAUUUAAUGAGAAAGAAAAGAUUUUCAGAGAUAAAAAAUACUAUAGGCUAUUCAGAUUCAUUUCAUUGAUUGAAUAGUUUGUAUGUAAUUGUUAGUAUAUUUUCUUUAGAAUUUAUUAUUAAAGCAAACAUAUAUCGAAGGCGAUAUCAAAAGAUUUAGUUUAAAAAUGGUUCAGUAGCAAAUAAAAAAAUAGUUGAACUGUAAGAAAAGUAAGCGC